Molecule: messenger RNA, 669 nt
Organism: Haliotis rufescens (red abalone)
Lineage: Eukaryota; Metazoa; Mollusca; Gastropoda; Lepetellida; Haliotidae
Product: snaclec subunit B-like
Exons: 3
Coding region: 1-669 (222 amino acids)
Biological process (GO): biological process involved in interspecies interaction between organisms
Cellular component (GO): external side of plasma membrane
Molecular function (GO): carbohydrate binding
Source: RefSeq, a predicted model, not a curated record
AUGAUUCUGUCAAAUUCCAUGUGUCAAAACGUUACACUGAAGUUACCAGAGCUUGACUGUGAGACUUCAGAAGAAAGCCUUAUACAGGAUUAUGCCUCUGAUGACCUUGCGGACUGUGCAUCUGCCUGUGUGCGCUCGUGGAACUGUGCCUGCUUCUUCUUCCACCUCAUCACCAGGGAGUGUCGGCUACAUUAUACAGGAUUGUCUGUAGUUUGCGAAAAGGCUGAUGAUCAUACCGACUGGAUCGGGUAUGAUGUGCCAGAUCCCACAGGAUGUAGAGGUACAGAUGGGUAUGUCAUGUUCAGGGCUGCCCAUCUGUGCUACAAGGUCCAUACGGAGGGGCAGAACUGGAAUGACGCUCGUGACGUUUGUCACAGCGAGAACGCUGAACUCGUUACCCUGGAAACAGCCGCAAAGAAGAACGCCAUUGAAAGUUUGUUUCUAGCUGGCGAUGAGGAUAAUGGCUGGUUCCUUGGCGGUGUGGACUACAAUGGUAUUGGCUCGUGGAGAUGGGUCAGUGACAAUUCAUCUAUUUCCUGGGCACCGGACAUUGAAGAUGACAAUGCCCAUUGUUUGGAAAUCAUAUUCAGGGAUGAACCGGGUGGCCUGGUGUACGAGGAGGAAGACUGUGAUUCGGAACAAUCAUUCAUCUGCGAAAAAGCCUUGUAA